Molecule: messenger RNA, 1658 nt
Organism: Amyelois transitella
Lineage: Eukaryota; Metazoa; Arthropoda; Insecta; Lepidoptera; Pyralidae
Product: proton-coupled amino acid transporter-like protein CG1139
Exons: 9
Coding region: 155-1564 (469 amino acids)
Biological process (GO): amino acid transmembrane transport
Cellular component (GO): vacuolar membrane
Molecular function (GO): amino acid transmembrane transporter activity
Source: RefSeq, a predicted model, not a curated record
UUUGCAAGCCAUCACUAUAUGAGCAUUGAGUGGUCGCCACAUUACGAAAGAUGUCGUGCGCUCGUCAACAUAUCAAAUUAAAAAAAUAAACAAUCGUUUACAUUGUGGCAGUGUUUUUCUCUGGAUUGUUAACAUUAAUGUUAUCUGGUGCAUCAUGUCGAAUAGUUACAAUAUGAAGGAAUUCAGCUCAACAGCCGUCAUAACAGAGAAUGGAAUUUACCCUUCGACAAUAUCCAUCAACACAAUCAACACAAAAUGUAAAGGCAAAGGGACUGAAUUGGAAAGCGAUGGCUAUGAUCCAUUUAAGAAUAGGAAGUUGGAGCAUCCUAAUUCGGACGCGCGGUCUUUCGCCAACCUGCUCAAGUCCUCCUUAGGUUCUGGCAUCCUGGCUAUGCCAGCAGCUUUCAAAAACGCCGGAUCUGUAGUCGGUAUAUUUGGCACCAUUAUUUUGGGAUACAUUUGCACACAUUGCGUUUAUUUGUUGGUAAAAACAUCACAGGACGUAUCUAAAGUGUCAAAAGUGCCAUCUUUAGGGUACGCCGAAACAGUUGAGGCGGUGUUUGCUACGGGCCCACGACCUCUCCGGAAGGUUUCAAAAGCUUCAAGGAUAUUUAUAGACUGGGCAAUGGCUUUCACCAUUCUUGGCGCCUGCGCAGUGUAUGUCAUACUACUCGUUGAAUCAGUUAAACAGAUUAUCGACCAUUUCUACAAAGACAAUGGUAUAGAUGAGACGAUGUACUGUCUUUACUUCUUAGUGCCUCUUCUUCUAUUCACCCAAAUCAAGAACCUAAAGUACUUGGCGCCAUUUUCUGGGUUCGCCAACGUGCUGCUGGUCAUCACGUUUCUGAUCUGCUUGUACUAUAUCUGCGGAGAAUUCCCAGACGUAGCAACUAGACCGACGUCCGUUGACGUCGGGAGAUUACCCCUGUUUAUCGGUACAGUUAUUUUCGCAAUGGAAGGCAUUGGGGUGGUGCUACCGGUUGAGAAUACGAUGGCGAAACCCCAACAUUUCCUGGGCUGCCCAGGAGUCCUCAACAUUACAAUGUCAGUCGUAGUACUCCUGUACAUGUUCAUGGGCUUCUUGGGCUACAUACGUUACGGUGAUGACGCUAAAGGAAGCAUAACUCUCAAUCUCCCCACUGGAAAAGAUGAAAUUCCUGCGCUGAUGGCGAAGUGUUUCAUCGUUUUCGCUAUAUUUUUCACGUACACACUCCAGUUUUACGUGCCAAUGGAAAUAGUGUGGCGUAACACUAAGCAACACGUGAAACAACAGUACCAUAAUACUGCCCAAGCUAUAAUGCGAGCAGUCUUCUCAGCACUUACAGUGGCCGCAGCAGCAACUCUGCCGAAGCUAGAGCAAGUUAUUGGUCUGGAAGGAGCGUUCUUCUAUUCAUUCCUAGGUCUUAUUGCACCCUCCAUCUUGGAUCUCAUUUUCAACUGGGAAAGAGGCCUCGGAAAAUACAAAUGGAUCCUCAUUAAAGACGUGCUGCUAAUAGUAUUCGGGACAUUUGUCCUUAUCACUGGUGUGACGCAAAGCAUUAGAGAAAUUGUGAGGACUAUGUGAUUCUGUGAUGAAUUUUAUUUAAUUAUAAGUGAAAAUUACAGUAUUAUACUAAGUAUGAUGUGGUAAUUUUAGCCAGAUUUAUUAUAUUAUUAUU